AUGAUCGAGGACCUGGAACUUGUAGAUCUGCCCCUUAAAGGAGGUCGAUUUACAUUCAGAAGAGGCAAUGGUAGUGGUGGGUUGUCUCAGUCACGCAUCGACAUGUUUUUGAUUAAGCGUAGGGUUGUGGAAUUGCUUUUCCGCCAUUUCAGGUUAGAGAAUAAGUGGUUGAGUAGAGUCGAAUUUUUGCCGCGUGUGCAAGAAUGGUGGAGGACUCAAGCUCCUUUGGGUUCUGCUUCAUCGAAACUGUUUAUGAAUUUGAAGAAUUUACGCAAGCAAAUAAAAAGUUGGUAUGUGGGUGAACGUGCUACUUUUUUUGCAAAGGUCGGUGAAUUAUGUAAGAAGAUUAAUAUUAUCGAUAAAGUGGAAGAGGUUCGUGAGCUUUUGGUUGAAGAGGUUAGCUCUCAUAUUUUCCUAGUUUCUAAUCUUCUGGAAUUGUGUAAGGAAUUAAAGAUUGGGACCAGACAACGGAGCAGGGCUACUUGGCUAAGAUAUAGGGAUAAAAACACAAAGUUCUUUUAUUGUGUCUCGAAGGCGCAAACUAGGAAUAAUGCUAUUAAUUCUAUUUCGGUGGAGGGUGUUGUACAUGAUGGUGAGCCCGCGAUUUCAAAUAGCAUCGUUGAAUUCUAUAAAGAAUUAUUCAAAGAAUCACAUAUGGAUAGACCGAAGCUGGAUGGAGUGAAUUUAAAUACUAUUAAUGCGGAGCAAAAAAGCUUAUUGGAAGCUCGUUUCACGGAGGAAGAAGUGGAGGCAGCAGUUAUGGGUUGUGGAAGCGAUAAGGCACCAAGAAGUGACGGUUUUACUUUGGCAUUAUUCAAAAAGCUUGGCCUUUUCUCAAGAUUGAUAUCAUGGCAGCGAUCGAGCAUUUUUAUCAAUUUUCUUCAUUCGACAAGAGUUGGAAUUCAUCCCUGA
This is a messenger RNA of Impatiens glandulifera, 912 nucleotides long. RefSeq lists its product as uncharacterized. The transcript is spliced from 2 exons. Bases 1 to 912 code for a protein of 303 amino acids. NCBI's taxonomy places the organism in Eukaryota, Viridiplantae, Streptophyta, Magnoliopsida, Ericales, Balsaminaceae. The record is from RefSeq and is a predicted model, not a curated record.